Molecule: messenger RNA, 1707 nt
Organism: Tribolium castaneum (red flour beetle)
Lineage: Eukaryota; Metazoa; Arthropoda; Insecta; Coleoptera; Tenebrionidae
Gene: lms
Product: lateral muscles scarcer
Exons: 6
Coding region: 978-1640 (220 amino acids)
Biological process (GO): regulation of DNA-templated transcription
Cellular component (GO): plasma membrane
Molecular function (GO): DNA binding; DNA-binding transcription factor activity, RNA polymerase II-specific
Source: RefSeq, a predicted model, not a curated record
UUAAAAGAGUAAGCCAAGAUCUUUUCUUUGGUGUUUUAAAAUUUCUAAAAACGAUUGCAAAUUCAAAUUUUUUUUAAAAAUCUUAAAUAUCUCGAAAACGGCUAAACUUGGGUAUAGAGAAUGAUGAUAAAAACGGCCUUAAAAUAACUCAACUAAUCCAAAAAUGCAGCGAAAAACAUAGUUUUCCAUUUAAAAUAACAAAGUUUAUAGCGACUUCCGGUAUAACCGGAAGUGCCGCCAUCUUGAAAGUAUUUUCAUUGAGCAGAAUUCAACGGAUUAUGGCUGAAUACCAACUUUCAAACACAUAUCUUUAUUGGAACUUUCAAUAUUUCUAAUGUGGGCACCAAAAAAAUCAUUGAAAUCACAAUUACUUUUGCAUUUUAGAACACUUGUAUGUUCCUUCUGAUUUUUGUAAUUUAUGCCGACUUUGGCAUUGUGGCUUUACACCUAAAGAAAGCCUCCUCACCAUAUAUGAAGGAUAUUGAUGUGGAGCUCGAAAAAAUCCUUCGGAAAAAACACAAAGGAUGGGACGAUUUUUACGACUAUAUUCAGAAAAAAUUUAAAUGUUGCGGAUUCGACGGAUUCCAGGAUUAUCACAGGGUUUUGAACACAAGUCACCUCAAAAGUUGUUGUAAGGACAAUUCAGACUGCAAGGAACCGACGUAUAAGGAAGGUUGCACUAAACCGCUCCUGGAUUACAUUGGGGAAAAGUUUGUUUUCUCUGGAGCCAUUUCCUUCACUGUUGCCAUUUUGGGCCUAAUUGCUGGUGUAUUUACCUACAUUGUUAAACGGCUGCACCGUUCUUGCCAAUUUUCAACAAGUGGCGAACUAUAAGAUAUGUUUCUAGUUAAUGUGUAAAUAAUUUGGCCCCACAUCUAGGCCACUUAACCGCUGAAAAUAAAUUUGGUUUCUCAUAACGAUUUUCAGACAAAUUGUUUCAGCCGCCUGAAAUCUCAAAAUUAAAGCCCUCGCACAUAAUGACUGAAAACUGUGAUAGUGUUAAGAUCAGUUCGGAAAAAUCGAUCAAUUUCUCAAUCGACUCCUUAUUGUCUCCCAACAAGUCGUUAAAAAGUGAUAGUUUAGAAAAAUGCGAAGAAGUUGUGUCGACUUCCGGCGAUUUCUACCAAAGAAAUUACCAAGAGGAGUGUGGCGACAACAGAUCGGACGAUGAGAGGAAGAAGAGGCCGAGGACGGCCUUCACAGCCUCACAGAUUAAAUCUCUGGAGGCGGAAUUUGAACGGAACAAAUAUCUGUCGGUGGCGAAGAGGUGCCAACUCUCCAAGACGCUCAAAUUAACGGAGACGCAAAUCAAGAUCUGGUUCCAAAAUCGGAGAACCAAGUGGAAGAGGAAAUAUACGAACGAUGUCGAACUUCUAGCACAGCAAUAUUACACCUCGAUGGGGAUUCUCACCCCAAGGCCUAUUUUUCUGGGAGACAGAUUAUGGUUUUUCAACUAUCCUGGCCAACCCGGGCUCUCUAGUGUGCCCUCAGUGCCCAGCAUGUUACCACCGCCGCCCACCACACCCCUGGUGCCUAGACAGUGUGUUCCAAACUACGUCAGCUUUCCGGAACAUCACCAGAAUGAAAACUCACCAAUGAUGCAGCUUCAAAAUUUCGGAAGACAUUUCGAAAAUUCGUAAUUAUUUACUCAACCAAAGAUUUGUAAUAAGUCAUUUUUGUACCAAGGAAAUAAAUGUUUAAGUUAUA